Cannabis sativa is the source of this 3804-nucleotide messenger RNA. RefSeq lists its product as uncharacterized. The record is from RefSeq and is a predicted model, not a curated record. NCBI's taxonomy places the organism in Eukaryota, Viridiplantae, Streptophyta, Magnoliopsida, Rosales, Cannabaceae. The coding region runs from base 220 to 918 and encodes 232 amino acids. The transcript is spliced from 2 exons.
AAUUCUUGGUUUUUUUUUCAGAGACCUCCACAUCUAAUAAUUCAAGUGUCGGAGCAUUACACAGGCCGUGUCACAUGGCGCGAUGAUAGUUAUUACUACCCAAAGAUUAAGGCUAAAUUUGAAGAAUUCAGACUAUGGGAUAGGGUGAGGGAAUCCCCUUUCAAACAGAUUUUCGAGAGAGAGACUUUACAAUUUUCAGGAGCAUUGAUUCAUCACUUGAUGCUGCACAAAAUCAAAUCUGACAAGCCGGACGAGGUACAUUUUUAUGUGGGAAGGAAGAGAUGUAGAUUUGGUAGGGUGGAGUUUGACUUGGUGACCGGGUUAAACUUGUUGCCCGGACCUAUAGAGAAAGACAUCAAAGAGAAAGGAAGUUCGGACCGAUUGAUUAUGGAAUAUUUCAACGGUAAUCCUUCCAUCAGCUUUGGCCAAAUGCGCAGAGUUUUUGAGAGCUGCAUAGAAGUUGAUGAUGUCUACAAGUUGGGGAUGGCCUUGUUUGUUAUGGGCGUCCUCACUGGUAAGGAGGAGAAGAUUGUCGUUCCUCCUUUUGUCAUAAGAAUGGUUGACAACCUUCCAUUCUUCUACGAGUACCCGUGGGGAAAGAUUUUGUACACCAAGCUGAUGGAAACUUGUAAUAAAGACUACGUGGAUGUGAAGAAUAAGAUGCUGAAAAAGAUUAAAAAGGGAGUUACACAGAAGGAGUCAAAAUACUCAUCUUACGGCUAUACUGCAGCGUUGCAGUAUUGGGCAUACGAGGUCAUCGUGGAGCUGGGCAAUGAGUAUGCAGUGAAGAAGUCGCAUCGCUUUCCGAGAAUGGUGAGCUGGGAGAGUAAGCCGAAAACGACACUCGGGAAGGACGAAGUGAUAAGAUUAUUUGCUAGAAAUGUAAGUUUCUUACACUUUAUGUUUAAUUCAUGUUAAUUUCCACAUAUUAUAUUAAUAUAUUUGUUUUAUUUUUCAGUUGACAGUUUACUCUAUGUUAUGUCCCCGAGCGAAUGAGAUUGAGUUUGUGAGUUACAUCACUGGGGGUCAGCCGCCUUUAUUUGUUGACUUGGAGGAACUUGUGUUGGGUGAGGAUGGGCAACCAACACAAGAUGCUUUGCGAAGCCAGGCCGAAAAGCUUGCCUCGACAUUUGAAGAACGAGCGGAUGCAGCCCGAAUAUUUAAAGACUCUACACCACCUCCACCGUCUCCACCAUGUGCACCGUCUUCAGUACCAGAUGAGUCUGGUGUUGACCCAUCUGCAGCAUCACAGGAUCCUCUUCUUCGCCCGUUAGCUUCUAUUCCCAGCACCUCAAAGGCUCGCGAUCCAGUAUACCCUGCCAUUUUGGCAAGGUUGGAGACUGUGGAGAGGGGGCUUGCUUUGAGGGAAGGGCAGACCGCUCUGCUAAGAGGACAAACAACGAUUAUGGAUCAGUUGAAGACCAUAAUGAGACUUCUGCAAGAUCCUGGAAGGUCGACACUAUAUUCACAGUCAUAGCCACAGCCACAGCCACAGCCAUAGCCAUAGCCACAACCAGAAGAAGAGGCUCAGUCACCGGAAAAUGAAAUCAUUCUCCCAAAUGAUUAUAGACAGGAUGAUGAUGACAUGUUCUGUACACCUGAGAACACGAAUAUCACCAGCAUCGGGGAUACUCAGGAUUCUAAGGUACAGGUGUUAGAGACAUCUCCAGAACUAGUGGAGAAUCGGAGGAAGAGAAAGCAGCCUAGGUGGUUCGAUGAGUACACUGAAAUGAAAAAGAAGUCCAGGGCAUCGAAGACACUUGUGAAUGCGGACCCACUUAGAGUGGUUGAUCGGAAGCUGCUCAAGACUUUUCACAGUUGGGUACUCGGCCAGAUUGGGAACAAGUGCCCGAGAGAGUGCUUCUCCGGUAGACACGAUUCAGCUUGGUUCCUCGAACAAGAUACUCCGAAGACAUGGCUUGGAGACGAUGUAAGUUUUUAAGAUUUUUUUACUUCUUUGGUUUUUAAAGACUUUAUCUAACUUUUUUUAUUUAAUCUCUGACAUAUUUAAUUUUCAUGUUUUAGCAUUUAGAUGCGGCAUUUCAUUUGAUGAGGAGGCGACAACACUUUUAUCCAGAGGUGUACCCAAAUAGAUGUGUCAUCAUGCCGUGUAUUUUCCCAUCAGGAGUUAUUGGUUGGUGGGAAGCUGCGGGUAGGGGUGUGCAGAAAGUCAUCCAAUCCAAUUCCAACCGACCGAUCCAAUCCCAACCGAUCCAAUAGAAUCGGAUAUCCAAUCAUAAUUGGAUCGGAUCGGAUGCAAAUUUUAAAAAUCCAAUUGGAUCGGAUCGGAUAUUGGAUGAGACAUCCGAUCCAAUGGAUAACCGAUCCAAUCCAAUCCAAUAUCAUCCAAUGUCCAUCCAAUCAUAUUUAAUAUUUAUAAUUUUAUAUAUUUAAUUAUUUUAUUUAAUAUUUUAUAUAUUAUUUUAUUAUUUAUUAGGUUUUAAAUUAUAUUUUUUCAUAUAUAUAUUUUUUUAACGAAAUUAGCCUAAAUAGUGGUUAAAAUGGAUUGGAUUUAUCCAUGGGAUUCAUUGGAUGGAUCCAAUCCAAUCUAAUAAAAACCAGUUAAAGCAUCCAAUGGAUGGAACCGAUCCAAUCCAAUACAUCCAUUGGAUCGGAUCGGAUCGGAUGACUCAAUUCAAUUGGAUUGGAUCGGAUGGAAAAAUCCAAUAUCCAAUAAAUAAUUGGAUUGGAUCGGAUGGGUCCAAAUCCAUUGGAUGUGAUCCAAUGAACACCCCUAGCUGCGGGUGAUGACCAUACUAGCUUUUAGUGGGAUGAGGGCAUAUUGGAUUUGAUUCGAGGGGAUAAAGGUCAAUACUUGGACAGUUGGAAGAAUAAGGAGAAAUAUAUAUGGCCUUCUUCUUCGAUAGUGCAAGGCAUUGGGUGACACUAGAGGUAGAUCUGGAUCAUUGGUUGUUGAACAUAUUUGACUCGAGCCUCGGAUCGAUUUCCCCGAAUGAAUUGAAGAGUCACUUGGUAAAGUGGGAAAAGAUACUACCCACUUUGAUGCUGCAGGCUAGCCUAUUCGAGAGUCAUGACAUGAUCCUCUUGCCUCAACUGACCGCCUCAGAGAGCAGGUUAGAAGUUUUACUUCAAAAGUCAUCGACCGGAGCAUUGUUCGACAGACGGAAUCAAGCGGUGACUGCGAGAUGUAUGUGAUAGAGCACAUCGAGCAUAGUAUGCUAGAGGCUACGUUUAAUAAUGUGAACGAUGACAAUAUGAAGAAAUUUAGAGAGCGGUGGUGUGUGGAUUUGUUUGACCAGAAUUUAGCAUGAACAAUUAUGUUUUUUUUAAUUGGUAUUUAUUAAGAUAACAAUGUAACUAGUUUCUUUUAUUGGCAUGUUUAUGUUCUUUUAUUAGUUCAUAACAAUUUUAGGCCUUUCUUUCAUGCAACAAAUUAUAAUAAUUAUGUAAACAUAAAAUAUCACAAAUUCUAAUGUUUAAAGUAGUCCAACAUGAAUUCAAUAACAAUACAUAAUAGUCCAAGACAUCAAAAUACAAAUAAACUAAAAAUUCAUUUUUAACCUCGGUAGGUGCAAGUGCUUCUGUUGUGCCCCUUGGCACCGCACUUGCCACAAUUUCGUGGUUUGAUAAUCCUUUCACCUUUACAAGCAGUUCGGUUGUUCUUAAUUCUUCCAACCUUUUGCUUCUUGGGUCGCCCUACUGGUUGCUUCUCAACAGGCACUCCAACUGUCAUGUUCUUUAUGUCAUCAGGCAAUUCCCAGUCAUCCUCGUCACCAACCAGCAUGAUUGUACCUUCAUAUGUCCUCCAAUAUUCUGUUGUGUAAUAUGGCAAGCAUAGUGCGU